Molecule: messenger RNA, 1264 nt
Organism: Pollicipes pollicipes
Lineage: Eukaryota; Metazoa; Arthropoda; Thecostraca; Pollicipedomorpha; Pollicipedidae
Product: protein tramtrack, beta isoform
Exons: 8
Coding region: 308-1264 (318 amino acids)
Biological process (GO): regulation of transcription by RNA polymerase II
Cellular component (GO): nucleus
Molecular function (GO): protein binding
Source: RefSeq, a predicted model, not a curated record
UGGUGUGGUCUCCUGAAAUUGAUGAUUUCGGUUACAUGGUAUGCAGGAGUCGUGCGGGUAUUCCUAUUACCAAUGUGACCUCACAUGAAUCGAAAAGGGUUUUUGAACUUUUGAGAGGAUUGUAUCUUUGUUCUUGCACGACAUAAACUGGCCGGCCGUUUUCAAGUUUUGUGCCAGCAAGUCACCGUUAGUGGAUAUUGAUUUUAUGAUUAGGGCGUACUGAGGACCGCCACGACAGAAGCCGCGCGUUGCGUGGAGCGUUGCUCACCCACAGCUAGGCAGGUGUGUUGGGACCUGGGUAGACGCCAUGGACGGCCAGACGUUCUGCCUCAAGUGGGACGGCUUCCAGGGCAGCGUGACGUCACUGUUCAACAGCCUGCGCCAGCAGGGCGAGCUGGUGGACAUCACGCUCUGCUGCGAGGGCCAGCGGCUCCGCGCCCACCGCAUGAUGCUCUCCGCCUGCAGCCCCUACUUCCGCGAACUGCUCAAGGACCUGCCAUGUCAGCAGAUGGUGAUCUUCCUCAAGGACACGUCGGCUGUCGACCUGCGGGCCAUCAUCGAGUUCAUGUACAAGGGCAGCGUGAACGUGUCGCAGAGCCAGCUGGCCAGCUUCAUCAAGACGGCGGAGAUGUUGCAGAUCAGGGGUCUCAGUGGCGAUGAAGAGAAGUCGGCGCCACCGGUCCACCACGUGGCGCCACCGGCGCGGCAGGCUCCAUGGUCUCCGCCCCCGGGCCUUCGCAGCGAAACGCCGACGACGGCGCCGUACAAGGGCCUGAUAGCGUACCAGGACCUGAUGCCGCACCAGCAUCUGAUGCCGUGCCAGGACGUGGUGCCGCACCAGGACCUGGUGCCGUACCAGGACCUGAUGCUGUGCCAGGGUGUGAUACCGCACCAGGACCUGAUGCCGUACCAGGACCUGAUGCUGUACCAGAACCUGAUGCCGUACCAGGACCUGGUGCCGUACCAGGGUGUGAUACCGUACGAGGACCUGCUGUUGUAUGAGGACCUGAUGCUGUAUCAGGACCUGGUGCCGACCAGGACCCAAGCCCGUGGUGGCGCCAUCUACUCUUGUGUGAUCUGCGGCCAGUCGUACACCAACCCGGACUCGCGGCAGAUGCACAUGAAGAAGCAUUCUGGUGAGACGACGUGUCCCCUUUGCGGCAAGAUCUACAGCAUGGUGCACAACCUGCGUCGCCACAUGCGCAACGCACACGACGUCGACGUUCGCGGGCAUCCGCGCACUGUGUUCGACGCGCCGCCGUGA